Molecule: messenger RNA, 549 nt
Organism: Arabidopsis lyrata subsp. lyrata
Lineage: Eukaryota; Viridiplantae; Streptophyta; Magnoliopsida; Brassicales; Brassicaceae
Exons: 2
Coding region: 133-414 (93 amino acids)
Source: RefSeq, a predicted model, not a curated record
CACUAACAUGAAGACAUCAAACUAUCUCUCUUUAAAUCUCAAGAAACAAGAACAAGAACAAUUGUAGACUACUAGUCUUUACCAAGAAUAAUAUAUCAACAUACAUAGUACUCUUCUUGGAAGGCAAGGAACAUGAAUCAAGAAGCUGCGAGUAACCUUGAACUUGAUCUGAAACUAAAUAUUUCACCAUCGUUGGAUUCAUCUUUGCUCACUGAGAGUUCAUCGUCAUCGUUAUGCUCGGAGGAAGCUGAGGGUGGAGGAGGAGAAGCUAAAUCAAUGGUGGUCGUUGGUUGCCCUAAUUGCAUCAUGUACAUCAUCAUCUCUUUAGAAAGUGACCCUAGAUGCCCUAGAUGCAACAGCCAUGUUUUGCUUGAUUUUCUCACAGGAAACCAUAGCAAGAAGAACACUAAUUAAGAAAAAAAACAAAACAAAACAAAUUAAGAAUGUUCUUUUCCUUUCUUUCUUUUUUUAAAAAAAAAUUUGUUGCCACAUUUAUUGAUAGUUUGAAUUAAUCUACGAUGAACGGAUAUGUUCAUAAAUUGAAAUAUA